AUGUCAAAUCUCUAAUCUUGCUUUAGAUCAGGAACACAGACAGGAACAAAAACCUUCUUACUGAAUGGGAAGAACUGCUGAAAGAAGUCUGGUCUGGCUCCAAGCACGCAAUGUUUCCUGUUGUCGGUUUAUCAGCGCAGAUUCGGACUGAGAUGAGAUAAAACUGCAGCUCAACUAAACAGACAAUUUUUAUCGUCACGAAUUUAAUCAGCAUUUUUGGUGUCGAGAGAAAUCUUCGGACGAUUUUUUUCCCCCCCAACAGAAAGAGUAGCUGGUCGAAGCAGGAGAGGAUGUGAGCUUAGUAAAACAUCCACAGUAGUCUCUUCGACGUGAAGUGGAGGAUUUAUUGAACUCUUUUAUAAGUUUUGUUUCACAUUAGCUUCAUGUGAAACAGUUUUGGCUAACCAGGCACGCCUCGCGCUCACUUUGAUAUGGGAGCCGCGCGGAGUUCACGUUCGUCAAGUUAAAAAAAAAAAAAACACACCACAAGAGAUGGGAAGCUGUGCCUGGCUCAUAUUAGCAAGUGUUGGAAUGUUUCUGUGGAUCUCUGCUGGCCUUGCAGAUUCCAGCCAUGUUGGGAAGUUAGUGUGUAUAUGUGAGAAUGAGAAAGGGACAUGCGUGAAUGGAACCUGCAGAGGAGACAUCUGCUUCUUCACAUCCAUGAAUGACUAUAACGAGAGGGGCUGUUUCUUCUUGGUUCACCAUAGAGAGAACUGCUACUCCUCCUUUAAAGGCUUGUAUGUCAAAUGCUGUAUGGAAAACUACUGCAACACCUUCACCACAGCACCUCCAGAUGUUGUUGAGCCUAAACCAAAUAAUCCAGAUGUGGUUCUUUGGAUCACUCUGCCUUUACUGUUGUUGGUCAUCGUGGCUGCCAGUGGGUGGGGCCUGGUACUGAUGUUGCGUGCCCGGCGUACCCACUGCAGACUAGGAAAUGCUGAAGAUCAUGAUAACAAAAUGCUCAAAGUCCCUAAUGGAGAUGACCCCACAUAUGGCGAGAUCUUUGAUGAGUUUUGUACGUCGGGGAGUGGGACGGGGCUGCCCUAUUUGGUGCAAAGGACGAUGGCGAGACAGAUAUCACUUGUUGAGUGUGUUGGUAAAGGCAGGUACGGGGAGGUGUGGAGAGGAACAUGGAUGGGGGAGAGUGUGGCGGUCAAGAUCUUCUCCUCUAGGGAUGAGCAGUCCUGGUUUAGAGAGACUGAGAUCUACAAUACUGUACAGCUCCGACACGACAACAUUCUGGGUUUCAUUGCCUCUGACAUGACAUCCAAGAAUUCCAGCACACAGCUGUGGCUCGUCACCCACUUUCAUGAGUUGGGUUCACUCUACGACUUCUUGCAGUACAGCAGCUUGGAGCCUGAGAGCUGCCUGAAAAUGUGCCUGUCUGUGGCCUGUGGCCUAGUUCACCUCCACACUGAGAUUGUCAGCUCCCAGGGCAAGCCUGCUAUUGCCCAUCGAGACCUGAAGAGCCGAAACAUCCUGGUAAAACGGAAUGGACAGUGCUGCAUUGCUGAUCUAGGUCUGGCAGUGAUACAUUCUCAAUCCAACGACUACCUCGAUGUGGGCAACAACCCACGUGUGGGCACGAAGCGCUACAUGGCCCCCGAGGUGCUGGAUGAGAGUAUUCGUAUGGACGUCUUUGAGUCCUACAAACAAAGUGAUAUCUGGGCCCUGGGCCUGGUCUUCUGGGAAAUCAGCCGACGGAGCAUUGUCAAUGGGAUUGUGGAAGAAUACCGCCCUCCCUUCUUUGACUUGGUACCCUCUGAUCCCAGUUAUGAAGAGAUGAAGAAGGUGGUGUGUGUGGACCAGCAGAGGCCCAAUCUGCACAACAGACUCCAUUCCCACCCAAUUUUGUCAGCCAUUGUGAAGAUCAUGAGGGAGUGUUGGUUCCAGAGCCCUUCAGCUCGCCUCACAGCCCUGCGGGUGAGGAAGACUCUCUCCAAAUUGGACCACAAUAGCGACUUCAACGUUGAGAAACUCAAACAGGAUGUUUAAUUGAACAUACCAGAAGAAAGCAGGGAUAUAAGAAUUAAAAAGUUAAAAGAAAUUUUGUAACACAUUCCUUCAGCACAAGGUGAAUAUUAUUAACCGUUUAGAGUUAAUAACGCACACAUUCAAUAUAUUUUGUUAAAACCAGUGGUGGGCACAGCUAACCAAAAAGUUAGCUUUGAUGACCACUAAUCUGCUAACUGAAAUGUUAACUUUUAUAACGAUAAACCAAUGAACUGAAAAAAAAAAAAAAUAGCGGAAGCUACAGCUACCCACUAACUUUUACUAUUGAGUAUUGCAAAACUGAAAAUUCUGUUUAAGUGUGUUUUUAUUGUUUUUUAUGUGGUCCCCCGCUUUUUUUUUUUUUUUUUUUAAACAAAAGCACCAAAACUAAUCAGAGCAUUGUCUGCUCAGUUAUUCAUUAUCAGGUGGGUGUUAGUUUCUCAUAAUUUAACUUACAAGUAAGCAAAUAAAUGGUCUGAAGUAUGUGGUUAGACUACUGUCUGUCUUCGAGAGCAUACUUUUUCAAUUUGAUCUCUGUUCUUGCUCUUGGAUUUUUAUGAUAAAAUUGAACCAACACUUCUCAACUAAUAGAACAUAAAAUGUGGCGCACUGCACUGAAGUGAUCCUUGAUCCUCGCAUUCAGUUUGAUUCUUAAGCAACCUCUUAUGGGUUGGGUAUUAUAUGUUUUUAAUCUGUGCAAGCAGCAGUAUAUCUGAGUGCAGAUGUACAUUUUUAAACAACAACUGAAAAUCUGUGAGCGACCAAGGGCUAUUUGAGUGCAAGUGCACAGCUUUGAGAGACAGCAUGCAAUAUGUAAAUGU
Thalassophryne amazonica is the source of this 2813-nucleotide messenger RNA. RefSeq names its product activin A receptor like type 1 (gene acvrl1). Gene Ontology annotation, molecular function: transforming growth factor beta receptor activity, type I; ATP binding; SMAD binding. The record is from RefSeq and is a predicted model, not a curated record. The transcript is spliced from 10 exons. NCBI's taxonomy places the organism in Eukaryota, Metazoa, Chordata, Actinopteri, Batrachoidiformes, Batrachoididae. Bases 493 to 1995 code for a protein of 500 amino acids. Gene Ontology annotation, biological process: cellular response to growth factor stimulus; heart development; dorsal/ventral pattern formation. Gene Ontology annotation, cellular component: BMP receptor complex; plasma membrane.